GCAGGCGCGGUGGGGCGGCGCGGCGCCAUGUUGCCGGAGCGGCGCAGGGGGCGGCGGUGAGCGCUGCGCGCCGGGCACCUCCCUCCGCCCUCACCCGGCCCCCAGGGGCCCCCCGGGGCCCCCCGGCACCAUGAGCGGCGGUGGCGGUGGUGGUGGCGGCCGGGUGUGCGACCUGUCCCGGCGCAACCCCCAGGAGGACUUCGAGCUCAUCCAGCGCAUCGGCAGCGGCACCUACGGCGACGUCUACAAGGCUAGAAAUGUCAACACGGGUGAGCUAGCAGCUAUCAAAGUAAUAAAACUAGAACCAGGAGAAGAUUUUGCUGUUGUGCAGCAGGAAAUCAUUAUGAUGAAAGACUGUAAACAUCCAAACAUCGUUGCUUAUUUUGGCAGCUAUCUCAGACGAGACAAGCUAUGGAUUUGCAUGGAGUUUUGCGGAGGUGGCUCUUUACAAGAUAUUUAUCAUGUGACUGGACCGCUCUCAGAACAGCAGAUUGCAUAUGUUAGCAGAGAAACACUACAGGGAUUAUAUUACCUUCACAGUAAAGGAAAAAUGCACAGAGACAUAAAGGGAGCAAACAUUCUUUUAACGGAUAAUGGACACGUAAAAUUAGCUGAUUUUGGAGUGUCUGCACAGAUAACAGCUACAAUUGCCAAAAGGAAAUCAUUUAUUGGCACCCCAUAUUGGAUGGCACCAGAAGUUGCUGCAGUGGAAAGAAAAGGUGGCUAUAACCAACUCUGUGAUCUGUGGGCAGUUGGAAUAACUGCUAUAGAGCUUGCUGAACUUCAGCCUCCAAUGUUUGACCUACAUCCAAUGAGAGCACUUUUUCUAAUGACGAAAAGCAACUUCCAGCCUCCUAAAUUAAAGGACAAAAUGAAAUGGUCCAAUAGUUUCCAUCACUUUGUGAAAAUGGCACUUACAAAAAAUCCUAAGAAAAGGCCUACAGCUGAAAAGUUACUACAGCAUCCUUUUGUUACUCAGCCACUAAAUCGAAGUCUUGCUAUUGAACUUCUGGAUAAAAUGAAUAAUCCUGAUCAUUCCACUUACCAUGACUUUGAUGAUGACGAUCCUGAGCCUCUUGUAGUGCCUCAUAGAAUUCAUUCAACAAGUAGAAAUGUGAGAGAAGAGAAGACACGCUCUGAAAUAAACUUUGGUCAAGUAAAAUUUGAUCCACCUUUGAGGAAAGAAACAGAGCCACAUCAUGAAUUUGAUCUACAGCUAGAAUAUGGUCAUGGUCCUCAGGGUGGCUACUUCUUGGGUGCAAAUAAGAGUCUCUUAAAAUCAGUUGAAGAAGAACUGCAUCAGCGGGGACACGUGGCACAUUUAGAAGAUGAUGAUGAUGCAGACGAUGAUGCUAAACAUGCCACUAUGAAACCUAAAGUACCACCUCCUUUACCACCAAAGCCUAAAUCCAUCUUUAUCCCCCAAGAAACUCACUCUUCUGAAAAUGAUAAUCAAGGGACAAUCAAGAGAUGCCCAACAUCUGAGAGUCCAGCAAAAUCUGCAUCUCAAGUUCCACCCAGACCACCCCCACCACGGUUACCUCCACAGAAAUCUAACGUUUUAGGUAAUGGCUUCGCUUCCGUACAAUUAAAUGGUGAAAGAGAGGGAUCACCACAUCAACAGAAUGAAGAUAGAGACACUAAUUUUUCAAGGAAAGAAAAGAAAGAAAUACUGAAACCAAUUAGUAAUGGCCUUCCUCCCACACCUAAAGUACAUAUGGGUGCUUGCUUUUCAAAGGUUUUCAAUGGCUGUCCAUUAAAAAUUCAUUGUGCAACAUCAUGGAUAAAUCCAGAUACAAGAGAUCAAUACUUGAUAUUUGGUGCAGAAGAAGGUAUUUACACGCUGAACCUCAAUGAACUUCAUGAAACCUCAAUGGAGCAGCUAUUUCCUCGAAGGUGUACGUGGUUAUAUGUCAUGAACAAUUGUUUGUUAUCAGUAUCUGGUAAAGCUUCUCAGCUAUAUUCCCAUAAUCUGCCAGGACUCUUUGAUUAUGCAAGGCAAAUGCAAAAGUUACCUGUUGCUAUUCCAGCACAUAAACUCCCUGACCGAAUACUUCCCAGGAAGUUUGCGGUGUCUACAAAAAUUCCCGACACCAAAUGGUGUCAGAAGUGUUGUGUUGUGAGGAAUCCCUACACAGGUCACAAGUACCUUUGUGGAGCACUACAGUCUAGCAUUGUUUUGUUAGAAUGGGUUGAACCAAUGCAAAAAUUCAUGUUAAUCAAGCACAUAGAUUUUCCUGUACCUUGUCCACUGAGAUUGUUUGAAAUGCUGGUAGUCCCAGAGCAGGAAUUCCCUUUAGUUUGUGUCGGUGUCAGUAGAGGAAGAGACUUCAAUCAGGUGGUGAAGUUUGAGACUGUCAACCCAAAUUCUACCUCUUCAUGGUUUACAGAAACAGACACUACAGAGACAAGUGUUGUACAUGUAACACAGCUGGAGAGAGAUACCAUUUUGGUGUGUUUGGAUUGCUGCAUAAAAAUAGUGAAUUUGCAAGGCAGGUUAAAAUCCAGCCGCAAGCUGUCAUCAGAGCUCACAUUUGACUUUCAAAUUGAAUCAAUAGUCUGUCUACAGGACAGUGUGUUAGCGUUCUGGAAACAUGGAAUGCAAGGAAGGAGUUUUAGAUCAAAUGAGAUCACACAAGAAAUUUCUGAUAAUACAAGGAUAUUCAGGCUUCUGGGAUCUGACAGGGUCGUGGUGCUGGAGAGUAGGCCGACAGACAACCCAACAGCCAACAGCAAUUUAUAUAUCCUGGCAGGGCAUGAGAACAGUUACUGAGAACAGCGCACGGCAGCUCACCAUGACAAGAUAGCACUCCUGCUGCAGCGAUCAUGGCUGGCUGAAAUUGCACAAAAGCUGCAGUAACCCGACUUCAGUUACUUUAUAAUUUAUUGUGGCAUGAGAGAAAGACGAGAGUUGUUUGUGGUAUGGACACAUAAGCAUUAAGAUACCACAGAAGUGCUUAAUUUACUGUUAUGUAAUCUUUGUACAUAUGCAGUAUUUUUCAGUGAAACUUCGUGCUGAAGACCUACACUGACUUUUUGUAGAUAGUAGUCCUCCUGUUAAGUACAAGUGUCUUACCUGUACAGAUGUAAAAGUCACUGAGGAUGCAAAAAUGAAAUCGGGGUACUAUUUUAAAGACUUGUCGUGUGUUUAUUAUAAAGUGGGAUGCUAGCAACAAAUAUAAUUCAUUUAACAACACUAUUGUAUUUUAUUAUAUGUAAUUUACUAAUACAAAUAAAUCCUAACUUUUAGAAAUUGUAACCAAGGCUGUAAUCAGAUUACAAUCUUGUUUUAAUUUUGAUGCAACACACUGGUGUUCAUGUUUGCACAACGUAUUGAGAUGUGAUGUAUUUAGUCACAAAGGUAAGCUGUGACUUUGUGGAUAUGACUUGGGCUUCACAGUUCCCUUUUUUUUUUUUUUCCUUAAGUUUACUCGGGUAGUUUUCUUUGUGAAACAAACCAGUUAAACACCUGUAUUUUUAUAUUUAAUUAAAACUCUUUACGAUUACUUCUCUAUGCUUGAAAACAAUACUUUCUGGAUGGGUGUCAAUCCCAGACUAGUGGUACCUUCCUGUAACACUGCAAUAGGUGUGUUUGAAUUAUUAGUGUAUACAAUGAUAAAAAUUAGUAUUACUGUUCAUCUUACUAAAUAGUUUCAUAUCACAAUGAAAAGCAGCAACAUUCCACAUUGUGGAAAUGGCUCAAAGAUGUUGUCAUUUUUGACUUUUUUUGGCCUUAUAACCAUUUUCACACUUUUUUUUUUCAAUUUAGGAUGUUAACAUAUGGCCAAAAUAAUUUAGUUACUACCUCAUUCAAACAAUACAAUGGUUACUACGCAUCACAGGAACUUAGUUUUGAUCAGAAGUAUUUUUGAUUGCUAUUUUCCAAUGGAGUAUGUAAAUGCCAAGUUUUAGCAAAAUGCACACAUUUGACUCCUUUUUUGUAUAUGUUCUUUAUAUUUUUUUGUGAUAAUAUACACUAAAACCAAACUAAAUUUAAAGUGAUUUAUGGCCUGCAUUAUUGUUGUGAUUGGUAAUGCUUUGAAAUAUGUUCCCUAAUGUAUAUAAUGUAAAAUAAACUUUUUUUAACAUGUUGUUGUA
This is a messenger RNA of Cygnus atratus (black swan), 4098 nucleotides long. It is a transcript of the gene MAP4K3, whose product is annotated as mitogen-activated protein kinase kinase kinase kinase 3. Lineage: Eukaryota; Metazoa; Chordata; Aves; Anseriformes; Anatidae. Gene Ontology annotation, molecular function: ATP binding; MAP kinase kinase kinase kinase activity. The transcript is spliced from 33 exons. Gene Ontology annotation, biological process: protein phosphorylation. Bases 131 to 2773 code for a protein of 880 amino acids. The record is from RefSeq and is a predicted model, not a curated record.